Molecule: messenger RNA, 3755 nt
Organism: Scylla paramamosain (green mud crab)
Lineage: Eukaryota; Metazoa; Arthropoda; Malacostraca; Decapoda; Portunidae
Product: peptidyl-prolyl cis-trans isomerase FKBP2-like
Exons: 7
Coding region: 2937-3185 (82 amino acids)
Biological process (GO): protein peptidyl-prolyl isomerization
Cellular component (GO): endoplasmic reticulum
Molecular function (GO): peptidyl-prolyl cis-trans isomerase activity
Source: RefSeq, a predicted model, not a curated record
GGCCAGGCAUCAUGGCGGCCCUUGCCAGUGGAAGGAAUGGGCGCUAUUUUGUCUGUUAUUCUUCCAUCGUAACUAAAUGAGGCAAUGGCGGAUAUAUCUAGCUAGUGGAUAUGAAAGCCUAGUCAUGUGGCUCCACUUAGUGACGUGUUAGGCUUACAAUAAGUGACAAAUGAAGCAGAUAUUGGCGGAUAUAUGGGGAAGGCUGCCUCCACCUCAGCUGAUAACAUUAGGCAAGUGGAUUUUUUCUACGUUUUUCUAAUUCUAAUGAUUAACGUUUUUCUAAUUCUAAUGAUCAACAGAGAAUUACCAGCCUUUCUCUGUGUGUCAAAGAGAGCCCACCUGCAUGUACUGAAUAUAUGUUUUUAAUUAGUCUUUUGUGAUUAAUCUUUUUAAUAUAUCUGCGCCAAUGUAAACUAGUAUGUGCUUAGAAGGCUUACCAAUGUGUGGUUUGUGGUGGGUUUGGUGCUACUCCAAGGGAACACGUGCUGGAAAAGUCUGGGAACCACUGAUAUACAAAUAACUGAGCGUAUUUCAAUUCACAUAAGUCUCCCAUAAAAAUUAUAAUCUGACCUCCGUUUUCUCUCACGAACGUAAACAUUAUUUAUUUAUUUUUCUCGUUUCUCUCUCUCUCUCUCUCUCUCUCUCUCUCUCUCUCUCUCUCUCUCUCUCUCUCUCUCUCUCUCUCUGCGGUCUUUUCAACAUUUAGUUUAUUCUUUGCCUAGAAGUUUAUACAUAACAUUUACAUAAGAAGUAAGUAGCAGAAGUAAAUGGUCUCCGACGCAUAGGAAAUUAGUAACAAAAUGGUGUUACUGGAGACAGAAGCGUAGACAUAACUUAAUAAUAAUAUAUUACAAGAAAGAGAACUACACGAUUAAGACCAAAGAAAACAUCACAGUACUUGUAAAAAAAUACGCUGAAUUUAAUAAUGCACAGUAAAAUAGUAACAGAACAGUGAUAGUGAAGAUAGAAGAAAAGUAUUUGCCCUAGCGGUCUCUUAGUGUAUACAAGAACUGUGAUGGCGGACAGAAGGGUUCGGUGUCUUCCCUUCCCUUCAUUUACACUCAGCCUUCCUCUUCUUCCUCCUCCUCCUCCUCCCCCUGACAGAUUAACAACAUUUCUGCAUUACUGACAGGAGAAACACUUUUAAAAGGCUGUAGUUGAAGUGAUGCAGGUUUUCAAGGGUGUUUUUACAGUUGCAGUGACCGAUUAACAACAUAUCUGCAUUACUGACAGGAGAAACACUUUUAAAGGGUGUAGUUGAAGUGACAUGGGUUUUCAAGGGUGUUUUUACAGUUGCAGUGACAGAUUAACAACAUUUCUGCAUUACUGACAGGAGAAACACGUUUUUAAAAGGCUCUAGUUGAAGUGACAAGGGUUUUCAAGGGUGUUUUUAAGGUUCCAGUGACAGAUUAACAACAUAUCUGCAUUACUGACAGGAGAAACACUUUUAAAGGGUGUAGUUGAAGUGACAUGGGUUUUCAAGGGUGUUUUUACAGUUGCAGUGACAGAUUAACAACAUUUCUGCAUUACUGACAGGAGAAACACGCUUUUAAAAGGCUGUAGUUGAAGUGAUGCAGGUUUUCAAGGGUGUUUUUAAGGUUUCAGUGACAAAUUAACUACAUUUUUGCAUUACUGACAGCAGAAACACUCUUUUAAAAGGCUCUAGUUGAAGUGAUAUGGGUUUUCAAGGGUGUUUUUACAGUUCCAGUGACAGAUUAACAUUUCUGCAUUACUGACAGGAAAAACACUCUUUUAAAAGGCUGUAGUUGAAGUGACAAGGGUUUGCAAGGGUGUUUUUACAGUUACAGUGACAGAUUAACAACAUUUCUACAUUACUGACAUGAGAAACACUUUUAAAAGGCUGUAGUUGAAGUGACAAGGGUUUGCAAGGGUGUUUUUACAGUUACAGUGACAGAUUAACAACAUUUCUGCAUUUUACUACGUUUUAUCAUCUUGCCAAUAAAUAGUAGCAGCAGCAGCAGCAGCAGCAGAUAGUAAUUGAGGAACACAACACACUGCGUGGAGAGAACCAGGGUGUGGAGUACCCAAAGCUCUCACAGUCCAUGGUAGUAGACUCACCCUGCAUGUGGAGAUCUCCCCAAAUGCACAUUUGUUAUUCCAGAGCUGCAGGACAGAGUACUUGAGGCCAUUGGUGAACAGAAAGCUGAGGUUGAACAAAGGUAGUAAUCACAGAGUAAAGAUUACACUGACAUUUGGGACAUUGACAUUGUUUGUUACCAGUAUUAUAUGGAUUCCUUUUAUUUCAGCCAAGAAUUGAUAGCUGCCCAAGGUGUAAGCAACAUUCACAAUGAUGAGGUCAUUAUGACGUGUGCAAUGCGUCCACUGGUCUUGGCCUUCCUGACCAAGGCAGCCAAACAAAGGAAAUCCCACGUCAUUGUUGCCGAACGUGCCCCUGAACGUGACGCGAGGUGUUUUGUGCGUCUCUUUGACGACGUCAUCGUGUCUGACGUGCAAAGUGCCUAACACAGGGACUGCCACAUGUACGGGUGAUGGCUUCUUGCAGCUUCCUUUAUUUUCUUAUGUUCUUAUGUUCUCAAUACAUCUUUUACUUGUGCAGGGUCACCCAAUGGCAAAAGCUUUAUGUACUGCUGGAAUUCAGACAACAUUAAUUCAAGACUCUGCAGUGUUCCCCAUCAUGUCAUGUGUCAACAAGGUCGUCGCUGGUGCCAAGACAGCGGUGAGCAGCGGAGGCAUUGAGACCUUUGUUGCUGCGGCCUCUCUUGCCUCACCACCAAAGUUUUAUUCUGUUCCAGUGGAUAUACAUUCCUCCUCUUGAGUGUUGGACGGUCCUUUCUCAAACCUCAACCUGUCUCGUGUGGAGCUAGACACUGUCAGGGAACAAAGUUUUCGCCGUCUGUAAAUACUGGGCUGACGAGGGCACCUGCUUCACAUGCACUGUGCGGGAAAGCUGGAAGAUGGCACAGAAUUCGACAGCAGUUACCCUCGAGGACAACCCCUGCCUGACCUUCACGCUGGGGUCAGGUCAGGUCAUCCGAGGCUGGGACCAGGAGCUAAUUGGGAUAUGCGAGGGGGAAAAGAGGAAGCUUGUCAUCCCCUCGGACCUCGGCUAUGGAGCUUCAUGGGCGCCUCGGAAGAUACCUCCCCACACCACGCUGGUCUUCAAGGUGGAACUUGUCAAGAUAGAGAGGAAAGAGGAGCUUUGAGGCUAAUCUAGGUGGAGGUGUUGCACCAUCCUGCAUGUGCCGGGAGCUUGGUGAACCGUGCCGUCCCACUUCUUGUGAUCUCUAAGGUAACAGCUUUAAUCCUUGCAAAUAAGGAAUAAGAGAAAAGAGACACACCAGCCAUUUGUACUGUUAUGAUGUUCCGUCAUUUUUUUUCCCUCUUUUAUCCUGGAACCAUUUUUGCUCAUUCAUGUUUAUAAAAAUUAUCAUACAAAAAUGUUGAGGUUAAUAUGUUUGGUGUAGUUUUUUUGUAACGUGUUAUUGUUAAUGUGUGUGCUUUGCCUCAUGAAGAAUGUUGCAGUAUUAGCAGUAAUGUUACAGCCAAUGGAAGUGUCUGUAUUGUGCUUAGGUGGGAGGUUAAUUUGAUGUAUUUUUAGAGUUCUGCAGGAUAUAGCAAGCCCUCAAAAUAAAGAAAAUAACUAUGGAAAACACUCCUUGUAUUUUAAACACCAUUGCAGACAAAUCUGUAAUGAAACAGGAAACCCUACAUUCAGGAAACCCUACAUGCAGGAUAUAACAAGCCCUCAAAAUAAAGAAAAUAACUAUGGAAAA